AUGAGAGUGGCCGUGGUGGGCGCGGGGGUCAGCGGGCUGGCAGCCACCAAGUGCUGCCUGGACGAGGGGCUGGAGCCCACCUGCUUCGAGCAGAGCCAGGACAUCGGAGGGGUCUGGCGCUACACGGAGCACAUCGAGGCCGGCCGGCCCAGCCUGUACCCAUCAGUGAUCAGCAACACCUCCAAGGAGAUGUCUGCCUUCUCUGACUUCCCCUUCCCCGAGCACUUCCCCGUGUUCCUGCCCAAUGCCCUGCUCCUGGACUACCUCCGGCGCUACACCGAGCACUUCGGCCUGCGGGAGCACAUCAGAUUUGGGAGCACCGUUGUCAGCAUCCGGAAGCACCCUGACUUUGCCACCACGGGCCAGUGGAAUGUGGUCACGGAGGCAGGGGGGAAGCAGACAUCACACAUCUUUGAUGCUGUUAUGGUUUGCAGCGGCAAUUUCUCGGAGCCAUCCCUCCCCCUGCAGUGUUUUCCUGGCAUCGAGAGGUUCCGAGGGCAGUACUUCCACAGCAGGCAGUACAAGCAUCCUGACGUGUUCCAGGGCAAGCGUGUCCUCGUGGUGGGCAUGGGCAACUCGGGAGUGGACAUCGCCGUGGAGGCCAGCUGGGUCGCUGCAAAGGUGAUGAUUAGCACCACUCGAGGAGCCUGGCUGCUCAGCCGUGUGUUUCAGCACGGCUACCCUUGGGAUAUGAUUUUAAACACUCGCCUGAUGAGCCUGAUCAAAACCAACCUCCCCGGACCCCUUUCAUGGUGGUUGCUUAAUUAUAAGGUGAACCAGUGGUUCAACCAUGCAAACUAUGGCCUUCAGCCAGAGAACAGCUGGCUGGUGCGGGAGCCCGUGCUGAACGACGAUCUGCCGAGCUACAUCCUGACAGGCAGGAUCACCAUCAAGCCAGGUGUGAAGGAGUUCAAGGACAACUCAGUGGUUUUCCACAACUGCCCUGAGGAGGAGCCCAUCGACAUCGUUGUCUUCUGCACGGGCUACACCGUCUCCUUCCCCUUCCUGGAAGAAUCCAUCAUCAGGGUGGAGAACAAGCACGCGUCCCUCUACAAAUACGUGUUCCCACCCCAGCUGCAGAAGCCCACCCUGGCUGUCCUUGGGCUGAUUAAGCCCUUGGGAGCCAUCAUGCCCGUGGCAGAGAUGCAGGCACGCUGGGUGAGCCGUGUCUUCAAAGGCUUGUGUCAGUUGCCUCCCCAGGCUGUCAUGGAGAAAGAAGUAAAUGAGAAGAAGAAAAACCAAAUCCAAUGGUUUGGCCUGACCUUUGACGAAGUGCUCAAAACCGAGUGGCUGGUCUACCUGGACACCCUGGCCUCCUUCAUUGGUGCCAAGCCCAGCGUGCUGGGGCUGCUCUGCACAGACCCAAGGCUGGCUCUCACCAUCUUCUUUGGGCCCUGCUCCCCCUACCAGUACAGGCUGGAGGGUCCUGGGCGCUGGCAGGGGGCACGGCACGCCAUCCUCACCCAGUGGGACCGCGUCCUGAAGCCCACCAGAACACGAGUCCCUGCUGGCUCCUCCAGCUCCUUCCUGUCCCUCCUGACUGUGGUGGGAUUCCUUCUGCUCCUGGCUGCUGUGAUUUUUGGUUUCUUAUAG
Molecule: messenger RNA, 1593 nt
Organism: Melozone crissalis (California towhee)
Lineage: Eukaryota; Metazoa; Chordata; Aves; Passeriformes; Passerellidae
Product: flavin-containing monooxygenase 1-like
Exons: 8
Coding region: 1-1593 (530 amino acids)
Molecular function (GO): flavin adenine dinucleotide binding; N,N-dimethylaniline monooxygenase activity; NADP binding
Source: RefSeq, a predicted model, not a curated record